Messenger RNA from Morchella sextelata, 2169 nucleotides. RefSeq lists its product as uncharacterized. Bases 1 to 2169 code for a protein of 722 amino acids. The transcript is spliced from 2 exons. Lineage: Eukaryota; Fungi; Ascomycota; Pezizomycetes; Pezizales; Morchellaceae. The record is from RefSeq and is a predicted model, not a curated record. Gene Ontology annotation, molecular function: protein binding.
AUGUCUGCAGCACUCAGGAAUGUCUGCAUCUCCUGUCUCCGGAGCACUCUUCGCUCCCGCCGCGCCGCCGCCCCCCCCGCCGUGCUACGGCUCCCCCGCCGCGCGCCCCUGCACACCACCCCGCGGCCGCUCUCCGCCGUAAACAUCACCCGCCAGCCCGUCGACGACGACAUCCUGGCCACGAUCGGCGCCUCGGUGCCCGUCGUGGAGCCGCUGUUCAAGCUCCCCCCCGCCGACAUCAUCACGCUGAAGGGGCACCUGGAGGCCGGCAGCCUCGCCGCGGCCUGCGACCACUUUAUGGGCAUCGACAUUGCCAUGCUGUCGGCCGAGGAGAUCAAGAUGGCCUAUGCGCAGCCAGAGACGUCCAUGGGCGACUAUGUGCCCGACACGGCGCUGCAGGCGGCGCUCGAGCAGCUUGUGGCUGCGCUGCUGGCCGCCGACUGGAGGGGCGAGGGCAUCCCGCACCCGCUCCGCCUGCUGGAGCGCAUGGAGAAGAUGGGCGUCUGCAAGACCGAGUACUACUCCAUGCUGCUCAUAGAGACCAUCCGCCGCCACAACAGCAAGGACGAGAUCCUGCCCGUGUUUGACCGCGCGGUGGGCUUCAGCGUCUUGAGGAACGACAUGCACGGCACGGUUCUUGAGACGAUGGAGCCAGACUCGGCCAAGAUAGACAUGGCCUCGCCGUACUUCUUCGCAUAUCUCGUGCUCACCUGCGGCCUCCGCGUCAUGGAGGAGUCCACGGUGCGCUACAACCGUGUGAUCCGCCACUCACCGUACCCGUCGCCGCACUACGCCCAGCGCUUCCUGGAGUACCACAAGUUCAGCCCCGAGGACACAACCCGCAUCAUGGGCCUGCUCGAAAAGUACGCCUCCGACACGCUCUUCACAAACUACUACACGCUCUCGCUCGAGAUCUCGCAGGCCAAGUCGCCCGAGGCCCUGCAGGAACUGUACACGCGCAUGGUCUCCACCAGCCCCCGCACCCCCGACGUCUACACCCGCUUCAUGACCGCCUUCUUCGAGCUCGGCCGCAACACCGAGGCAAUCACCUGCUGGGCCGACAUGACGCGCGCGGCCAUCAUCCCCACCGUCGUGCAGUGGAACGAGCUGCUCCGCGCCUACUCCCGCAGCCAGGACAAGCUCCCCAUCGAGCCCGUAUGGCAGAUGAUGCUCCGCUCGGGCUGCAAGCCCGACCACCACUGCUGGACAACCCGCAUCCACGCCCUCCUGGAGAACAAGAAGAUCGCCGCGGGCCUCGCGGCCCUCCGCGAGAUGCAGGCCUCCGGAACAACCCCCACCACAGCGACCAUAAACGCUACCCUCGACGGCCUCCUCAAGCACAGCUACAUCAACGAGGCCAUGGCCGUCAUGGACACUGCCAGCCGCCUCGGCAUCGAGAAGGACCUCGUCACCUACAACACCAUCCUCAAGACGCUCAUGAAACGCCAAAAGACCGACACCAGAACCUUCAACACCAUCCUCGCCCUCACGCGCGAGAUGCAGGCCUCCGGCAUCGUCCCCGACAUCACAACCGUCACCCUCAUCCUCGACGGCAUGUACAAAUACGCCACGCCCGCGCCCAAGCUCGAGGCCGUCCUCGGCAUCCUGCAGUACGUCGAGGAUGCCGGCAUCAUCAUCAACAUCGUCACCUUUACCACCAUCCUGCACGCGCUCCUCAAGGAGGGCAACGAGCCCGCGGCGAUGGGCAUCCUCGGCAUCAUGGAGGACCGCGGCAUCGUCGGCAACAGCACGACGUACACGGUGCUGCUGCAGCACUAUUUUACGCGCGGGGAUGUCGUGUCGGCGGAGCGUGUGAUUGCCGAGAUGGAGGCGAAGAGGGUGCCCGCGGAUGCGAGGGUGUAUCGCGAGAUUGUGCUGGGGUUUGCGAAUGCGCGGGAGGCGCGGAAGAUGCAGCUUUGGUUGGGGAGGAUCAGGGACCGGCAUGUGGUACUGGGGCUGCUGGCCUAUAUGAGUUUUCUGCGGGCGAUGGAGAGGAAGGAGUUGCUGCUUGAGGCAAAGAACUUGGUGGCGGAGUUGAUGGAGAGGGGGAUGGUGGGUGGCGGCGGGGAGGGGAGGGUGAAUGAGAGAGAGUUCUGGGACGUUGUGAGGGAGAUGGCGGGCGGAGCGGUGUUUAGGGAGUUGGAGAAGGAGGGAAGGGUGGCGGAGUAG